This is a messenger RNA of Carassius carassius (crucian carp), 1162 nucleotides long. RefSeq names its product chloride intracellular channel protein 1-like. The transcript is spliced from 6 exons. Lineage: Eukaryota; Metazoa; Chordata; Actinopteri; Cypriniformes; Cyprinidae. The record is from RefSeq and is a predicted model, not a curated record. The coding region runs from base 304 to 1032 and encodes 242 amino acids.
CGCGAGAGAGAGAGAGAGGGGAAGUGAGGCUGAGCUUGCUGUAGAUGUUACAGAUUUCGACACAAGACGCUAAACAGCACACGUUCGUUCAGUUUAUUAGUCACGCGGAAAUAAGACACUUUUUGGCGGUGUUUGUUUGGACUUCCUCCAAAUUCCCCUCCCACUUCGAAAUUCAUAGCUCGAAGGGGAAAAGUUGCACACAGUUUCCAACUGUUGAAGGUAGAGCGGAAGUGAGCUCGGAGAAAGGCGACAGGAGCACGAGAGGUUGCUGCAGGACCAGUGUGUUACCGGAGGACCGUCGAGAUGAGUGAGGAGAGGCCCGAGGUCGAGCUCUUCGUCAAGGCGAGAAGUGAUGGUCAGAGCAUUGGGAACUGCCCGUUCUCUCAGCGGCUCUUCAUGGUCCUGUGGCUCAAAGGCGUGACCUUUAAUGUGACCACCGUGGACAUGAAGAGGAAGCCAGACAUUCUCAAAGAUCUGGCUCCUGGCGCUCAGCCUCCUUUCCUGCUGUACGGCUCAGAGGUGAAGACGGACACCAACAAGAUCGAAGAGUUCCUGGAGGAAACCCUCUGCCCUCCUAAAUACCCUCGACUGGCAGCUCGCAACCCUGAAUCAAACACCGCAGGUCUGGAUGUCUUCUCAAAGUUCUCCGCCUACAUUAAGAAUUCAAACCCGCAGAUGAACGACAAUCUGGAGAAGGGUUUACUGAAGGCCCUGAAGAAGCUGGAUGACUACCUGAGCUCUCCUCUGCCGGACGAGAUCGAUGAGAACAGCGCUGAUGAUGAUGUCACUUCCUCCUCCCGCCCCUUCCUGGACGGUCAGCAGCUGACACUGGCCGACUGUAACCUGCUGCCCAAGCUGCACAUCGUCAAAGUGGUGUGUCUGAAGUUUCGAGGGUUCUCCAUCCCUCACUCGCUGACGUCUCUGUGGCGAUACCUGGACGCGGCGUAUGCCCGAGAGGAGUUCUCCUCCACCUGUCCCAGCGAUGAGGAGAUACACGUGGCCUACUCGUCCGUCGUGAAGGCGCUCAAAUAGAAGAAGACUCACACACACACACACUCAUGUGCUUUAUUACCGGUUCUCUUUCCAGAUUGUCCCCAUUUUUCAAUUGGUUCCUGUGUGUCGUGAGUCCAGAGCUUGUUUGCACUAGCAGAAGUCUCAUCUU